This is a messenger RNA of Miniopterus natalensis, 1994 nucleotides long. The record is from RefSeq and is a predicted model, not a curated record. NCBI's taxonomy places the organism in Eukaryota, Metazoa, Chordata, Mammalia, Chiroptera, Miniopteridae.
AUGUCGAAGAAGCCACAGGCACUUGUAGUGGAGCUGGGACAGCAAGGCUACUCACCUACAUGCGUUCUUACUUCUUCUAUUUUGUUUGUUUUGGUCAAAUAUGUCUUGGAGAGUCCAGACAUCCUCAGCACCGUUGGCUACGACAGCAUCAUCCAACAUCUGAACAACGGCCGCAAGAACUGCAAAGAGUUCGAAGACUUUUUAAAAGAGAGGGCAUCAAUUGAAGAGAAAUAUGGCAAAGAUCUGCUCAACCUCUCCAGGAAGAAACCAUGUGGGCAGUCUGAGAUCAACACCCUGAAGCGGGCCCUUGAAGUCUUCAAGCAGCAAGUAGACAGUGUGGCACAGUGUCACAUUCAGCUUGCGCAGACCCUAAGAGAAGAGGCCAGGAAGAUAGAAGAAUUCAGGGAAAAGCAGAAGCUACAACGGAAAAAGACAGAACUUAUCAUGGAAGCUAUGCAUAAACAAAGGAGCUCACAAUUCAAGAAAACCAUGGAUGCUAAAAAGAACUAUGAGCAGAAAUGCCGAGACAAAGAUGACGCAGAGCAGGCUGUCCACAGAAGUGCCAGCCAGGUGAACCCGAAGCAACAGGAAAAGCUUUUUGUGAAACUGGCAACUUCGAAGACAGCAGCAGAGGACUCCGACAAGGCGUACAUGCUGCACAUCAAUAUGCUGGAGAAGGUCCGAGAAGAGUGGCAGAGCGAGCACAUCAAGGCCUGCGAGAUGUUUGAAGCUCAAGAAUAUGAACGAAUAAACUUCUUUCGGAACGCAUUGUGGUUACACGUGAAUCAGCUGUCGAAACAGUGUGUCACCAGCGAUGAUAUGUAUGAAGAAGUUCGUAAGAGUUUAGAGAUGUGCAGCAUUGAGAAGGACAUCGAGUACUUUGUGACUCAACGAAAAACUGGACAGACUCCACCAGCACCCAUCAUGUAUGAGAAUUACUACUGCCCCCAGAAGAAAGCAGCCCCACCAGGAAAGACUACAGGGCUGAACUUAGCAAGGAGAGGACCUCUCCCGAUUCCUAAAAGUUUGCCAGAUGACCCGGAUUAUUCUUUUGCUGAUGACUACAGUUUUAUCUACCAGUAACAUCAAUGAAAACAGAGCUUUUUCAGGCUGGUGCUUCUGUGGAGACACUCAGAGUAGCCGAAUCUGUAGAGAUUAUGUCAAUCAUGAAGACUUUGAAAUCAACCCUUGUUGUAAAUUUUUGAUGUUUUAAGUUUAUGGUAGACAUUUAGGUUAACUUAGCUAGUAGAGUUCUGCAUUUUCUAAAAGAAGUCCACCAACUGGCCCAGACUCAAGAAUGAUCCUUUCCCAAUCAGUUAUUAAAGUUGUGAAUGAAUUGUGUUUUCUACUUGAUCCAGAACAGUCUCUGGAUUUGCAGCCUUGAGUCUUGGUGGUUGGGGAACAGGGAUGGCUGGAGAGGCGAUUGUGCCAGCAUCCUGCCCAGGAAGCUCCUUUGGCUCUGGGGCAGCGUGCUAUGGCAUUUCCACAGUGACACACGCUCUCAGUGGUGCAAGAUUUCAAAUCACCUUCUUUUUUGACUGGAAGACUCAGAGGCCAUCUGAUUGCACUUUCUCAUUUUACACAUGAGGAAAUGAGACCCAGAAGUGUGAAAUCAGUUUCCUUACUGUUGUCCCAGCUGGUUCUGAACAGAACUAGAACUAGAGUUCGAGCUUAUCCCACAUCACCGUUCUUCUAGCCUUUCCUGAGGCCGUGAUGCUCAUGUUGAAAUUUAAGACGCCAAAUGUUUUUGCUGGCAUCUUUUCAAUUGGGAAAAUUACCAGGGUUUAAAUGUCAGAUUUAUUUUUAUGUGGCUCACUGUGUGUACUGAACUACACAGCACCAUAUUUAAUUUAAUGAAGAAGCAUUUAUUGUAAAAUAUACCAUUAUUAUAUAUACUCUUAAGAAAGGCAGGUGGGAGAGAGUUAACAGUUAACUUGUGAGUUAAUGGCCAAAUCCAUUUGAAUUUCAAAUGCUAAAAGUGCAAAAAAAAAAAA